Molecule: messenger RNA, 516 nt
Organism: Tilletiopsis washingtonensis
Lineage: Eukaryota; Fungi; Basidiomycota; Exobasidiomycetes; Entylomatales
Exons: 5
Source: RefSeq, a predicted model, not a curated record
UCGUCCAACCCCGGAGGCACGCCUGUUGGCGGCUCGCAGUUCUACGCGUUGACGCCCUUUGACCUGCGUCCUGCGCUGACGGUGACGCUGGCGUAUGACGUCUUUGUGCCUGCGUCGUUCGAGUACGUACAGGGCGGCAAGCUGCCGGGCCUGUACGGCGGGCGCGAAGAGUGCUCGGGCGGCGACGAGGCGGCCGACUGCUGGAGUGCACGCUUCAUGUGGCGCACCGACGGCGAGGGCGAGGUGUACCUCUACGUGCCGCAGGAUCGCCAGGAUCCGUCCAUCUGCGACGUGCCGCCAAAGUCGGUCUGCGACUCCUCCUACGGCGUCUCGCUCGGCCGUGGGUCGUUCCACUUCACCCGCGGGGCGUGGACCAGUCUCUCACAGACAAUCUUCCUCGGCUCGGGCACCAAGCCCGACGGCUCGAUCCGCGUCAGCGCCAAUGGCAAGCAGGUGCUGUCGUUCAACAAGGUCCUCUACCCGUCAGCGCACAAGGGUCUCUUCUUCUCCACGUGA